AUGCUUCAAAAGACGACAAGUGAUGUAAAUGUUGAGAAAGAGGAGAAAGAAGACUCCGUUGCACUUAAAACGUUUAAAGCUUUGGUCAAAUUACCUACCGAGUUAUUGCAAAAACAAUUGGUCAUGUCUCUGAAACAGGAGGAUAAUGGAAAGUCUAUGGGAAAAAAGAGAUUUGUUGAAACUUGGAAACUCGGUGCACUAGUAAAUAUCUUGGAUGUAACAGAUAUUCAUGGAGAAUUUUAUACUGAUGGCAAUUUUGGUGGUCUGUAUUGGUCAAAGGAUGAGCAAAAAGCUGUUUAUAUCGCAGAACAAAAGGAAUUAGAUGAUUCCGAUGACCGGAAAUUUGAUUACACACAAUCUUAUGGUGAAAGAUUCAGUAAUAAAUGUGUCCCUUUAAUUGUUGUGUUUAACGUUUCAACAAAUGAAGCAAAAGUUUUACCAAAAUUCGACAAAAUUGAUACUGGACAGAUUUAUAUUACUAUUAUAUCUGAUGGGUCUAACCUGGGUAUAAAUAGAUGCGAUUAUGUUCAUUUAUGCGCCAUCCUAUUGGCUAAUAAAAAGCUUAUUUACAGAACGUCUAAGCAAUCACCACGGUUAAAUUUGUCAGGAAAUAGUUUAAUUUAUCUGUCUAAUUCAACUGGUGGUCCACAUAGCUGGUGUUCAGAACUUUAUGAGUACAAUUUUUCAUCAAAGGAAAAUCGCCUUAUUGUACCUAUAGUACGUUUUCCUUCACUAUCUUUUCAUAAUAACUUUCCUGGAAUAUAUCAGCCUGAUGUGGAAAAAGUGACACCAACUCUUGCCAAAUCAAUUUGUUCUGUAUUGCAACCUUUCGAAAAUAAUCCUUAUUUGGAAUUAAUAGUCUAUAAGCCCAAAGAUGUUCCUUCAGACAAGAAACCACCUCUUAUUGUUAUUUCACAUGGUGGACCACAUGGUGUUUGUGUUACAAGAAGUGUUGGAUUCGGCCAAGAUUGCAUCGAUUCACUUAUUGGAAAAAUAGGUAAUUUAGAAGUUGAAGAAGUUCAGGCUACCGCACAGUAUUUCAUUGAUCAAAAUGAGGUUGACCCUGAUGCGAUAGCAUUGAUUGGUGGUAGUCAUGCAGGCCAUUCAAGUUCAACAACAGUCUUAACACGUUUGUGGCAAGUCAAUAGUAACCUUUUUACAGAAGGCUGCCUUGAAAUGCACAAAAAAGACGCUAUGGCUGUUUCUAGGAUAUUGGACAUUGCACAAGACUUAAAGUAUCUCAACUUAGAAAAAUGGCUUCAAGAUAAUAUUGUAGAAUAUGGCGAUUCAUUUAUUUACAACUGUUUGGAAUUUCUGAAUAGAAAGGUCGUUUUGGAAAUAACACACGAAACUAAUGGAAACAUUCAGUCAGUCAGACUUUCUAAUGAUGUAAUUGCAACAUAUUUACGAAUACUCCAUAAUAGUACUAUAUCCGGAGAAAAUUCUGAGUUAUUUAUAGAGGUACAUAGAGAUGCCUUACAAGUGUAUCCACGUCUCACGAACAUUAGAGCUUCCUCUGAUAGCAUUGUGACUUAUACUGAGCCUUCGUCAUUUUCACAUGACUUUGAAGAAGAAGAAGCAAACUCAUAUUAUGAACGAGUUUAUCGUCAGGCGAUUAGUAUCGAAGAUAUGAUUAAACUUCUUCAGAAAUUUAAAAAUUCUCAAGAACACCGAGAGAAUGACAUUUUCUCUUGUGUGCUUAUGGGGUAUAUGGCACUUGGUAUAGCACUUCGUUACGUUUUAAAUGCACUCAGAAAUCCUUCUGACUCAGAAAUGUUCAUAUUGGAAAAUAUCCGGUGCUUUGCAGAACUAGGCUUACCACACUCUCAAUCCAAGCCUUCAAUUCUCAAACAAUCAGAUUAUACAAAGAUGUUUGAAAAUUCAUCAAUUUCAAAUAUAGAUAAAGUGAAAAUUCCAACUUUAUUGAUGUUAGGAGAAAAUGAUAAAAGAGUACCACACGUUGAUGGAUUAGGAUGGUGGUAUUAUUUGAAAGGGCAAGGUAAAGUGGAAAUACAGUGUAAAAUGUAUAAAGAGACUGGGCAUUCAUUGGAUAGCGUUGAAGCUGAAAUUCAAGGUGUUGAUACUAUUACUAAAUUUUUAAAAGAGAAGAUUGGAUUGUGA
This is a messenger RNA of Scutellospora calospora, 2121 nucleotides long. The record is from the annotation of a GenBank genome assembly. Lineage: Eukaryota; Fungi; Glomeromycota; Glomeromycetes; Diversisporales; Gigasporaceae.